Messenger RNA from Bubalus bubalis (water buffalo), 982 nucleotides. RefSeq names its product eukaryotic translation initiation factor 1B (gene EIF1B). Gene Ontology annotation, molecular function: ribosomal small subunit binding; RNA binding; translation initiation factor activity. Gene Ontology annotation, biological process: translational initiation. NCBI's taxonomy places the organism in Eukaryota, Metazoa, Chordata, Mammalia, Artiodactyla, Bovidae. The coding region runs from base 279 to 620 and encodes 113 amino acids. The transcript is spliced from 4 exons. Gene Ontology annotation, cellular component: eukaryotic 43S preinitiation complex. The record is from RefSeq and is a predicted model, not a curated record.
GUCGGCCAUUUUGUGGGAGAAGCCGCAGCGCCGCCUCUUCUUUCGCGUCUUCGCAUCCGUUGCCGCCGCCUCUUCCUCCGCCUCCUCCUUCGCCUCUUCCUGCCUCCUCCCGGCUUCCGCCGCCGCCGCCGCCGCCGCCGCUCAAGCCGCAUUCCAGCCCCGGGGCCAAGCGUCUCCGUAUUUGUUUCCGUUUUUUCGCCACUACAGCCUCCUGACACGGUGAUCCGGGCGGGCCCCGCAGGAAUUUUAUCCCCACACCGGCCUCACACUAGUAUCGCAUGUCCACUAUCCAGAACCUCCAAUCUUUCGACCCCUUUGCUGAUGCAACUAAGGGUGACGACUUACUCCCGGCAGGGACUGAGGAUUACAUUCAUAUAAGAAUCCAGCAACGGAACGGCAGGAAGACACUGACUACUGUUCAGGGCAUUGCGGAUGAUUAUGACAAAAAGAAACUUGUGAAAGCUUUCAAAAAGAAAUUUGCCUGUAAUGGUACUGUGAUUGAACAUCCGGAAUACGGAGAGGUUAUUCAGCUUCAAGGUGACCAAAGGAAAAACAUUUGCCAGUUUCUCUUGGAGGUUGGCAUUGUCAAGGAGGAACAGCUUAAGGUUCAUGGAUUCUAAAAUGAACCUAAAUACGUGGAGGAUUUCUUGAAUAAUUUUGUUCUCUGACCCAGUUUGGCUGCCUUGUGAAAUGAUUCUCUGCAGUAAAUGGACUUUUCAUUUAUUUAAUCAUUCAAACUUCCAUUCACACCUGCAUGAUUACAGAAAACAUGGGGUAUGUAGGCUAGUAACACAUAAGAAAAUUGCAGUAAGAUGGUAAUGAAACCCCGUAUUCAUCUUAACAUGUUUCCAAUGGAAAAGAUUUUGUUUUGAGUGUUUAUUUGUUUAUUGUUCCGUUUAUUACUUUUCACUUGAUUAGAUUUUUUUUGUUGUAUUAAACCAUGUAUGUUGCAGCUUAACAAUAAAAAAAAAAAAAACUAUGA